AUGACGGGUGCCGCCACCAUGUCCAUCGACGUCCCCGUCUCUGACCCCUCGCAGCGUGCCGUCUCCGAUCGCACCCAGUCCAUCUGGCUCCGCAUCGCCCGCAUGCAAGAAUCCUUCAACGACCCGGACCGCUCCCUCAUCGCCUACGAGCAAGUCCUCAAACACAAUCGCUCCAACGUUCACGCCAUCGUCAGCGCAGCUCUUCUCCUCAUGAAGAAGGACCAUCUGCACGCGGCCAUCAGGUACCUCAUCACCGCCGUCCAAAUAGACCCACACAACGGCGACGCCUGGCGCGCACUCGGCUACACAUACAUUUUGACCGACGACAUGGACAAAGCCUACCAUGCCUAUUUCAACGCCCUUGAAAACUUGCCCGAUCAUCACGACCCGCAGUUAUGGUUCGGCAUUGCCGUCAUUUAUGAUCGCAUCGGAAACUUGCACGAUGCCUUGCGCACUUUCAAUACCGUUCUAGCCAUAGCCCCAAAUUUUGAGAGAUCUGACGAGGUCUUCUAUUCAAUUGCCCUCAUUUACAAGGAGCAAGGCGAGUAUCACAUGGCCAACUCCUACAUGACCAAGAUUAUCUCCAUCAAUUGCUCACCAGGCGCUUCUGCGGAAGCAUGGUAUCAAAUAGGCACAUUACACGACAUCACCAACAACAUCCCUUCUGCUACUGAGGCCUACCAAAACGCCCUCACAAGACUCCCUACCCACACCAAGUGUCUCCAGUCCUAUGCCUGGCUCAUUCACAAAAAUGGCAAUUCAAGCAAGGCCGUCGAGUUGCUUCAGCGUGCACUCGGUUACGAUGACUCAGAUGGCGUCACAAACUACCUUAUCGGCCGUAUCUACAUGGCAAAUUUGGAUUUCCGCGUCGCUUACGAUAAUUACCAGCGAGCCGUCCAUCUCGAUGAGAAGAAUCCAAACUUUUGGUGUUCAAUCGCCUCCUUGUAUUACCAAAGACGACAAUAUCGCGAUGCCUUAGAUGCCUACACCCGCGCAGUGCGCAUCAAUCCGGACAUUGCAGAAAUCUGGUUUGAUUUGGGCACUUUGUACGAGGCCUACUCAAACUUUGGCGAGGCGAUGGAGGCAUUUCAAAGGGCUGCGAAGCUCAAGCCUCACAAUAUCGCCUUUACCCAGCGCAUCGCUGCCUUGCGUACCAAUAAUAUGAAUGGAACCGCGCUACAAGGUCCGAGUGAUCGUCCACUCAGCGAUGGGCCGGAGAUGACCCCUGCCUCGAGAGUCGGCCAGCGACCUCAUAUCAAGUGCGAUGUCGUGCGGAGGUAUGGCUUGCUCAUGCCGCCUUCAGAUGUCCAGAAUAUAAAACCGUCUGUCCCGGUGCCCUCCAGCCAUCCAGGCGCUCUACCCUCGUUUAGAUCACUGGCAGGCGACAGGCAAUUGGGCCCAGGAGCACUUCCUGUUGUGAAUGGACCUGCGCCGGUUAAGCAGAAUGGAGUCCACCGAACACAGAAUAUGCAGAGCAUGUCUAACGGUCUAGUGUCGCGCGCGAACGCACCAAAACAAGAAGACAUGCCCAUUAGCAGUUCUCACUCACCACAGUCAAGGGCUGCUCCGAUCACUGGUCCUCGACAGGAGCCAAUUUAUCAUCAGCAGCUGCAGCACCAGCCGCCACAGCAUGCCGAUGGAAAGCCUGUGCGGUAUCCUGGCAGCGCACGAGCGCCAACCGAUGUCGUUGCAAACGUUCAGUACUCUUCCCAGAUGUCUACGGCACCUCAAGUAGACUCGCGUAUGACAGACUACCCUCGCAGCGGUAUGUCUCAGGAUUACCGCCGACCUGGGUCGAAUCCAGUUGAUCAAGGAAGUCAACAGCCUUUCUCGCGAGGCUAUCCAUCUUCAGAAGCCAUGAGGGACAGGCCCCCUCAUUUUUCGCAACCAAUACACCCAUCCUCCGCCUCACUCAGUACACAUGAUGAGCAAAGCAGGCCAAGAAACGGUAUGGGCCAAGAACAUUCGCGACCAGGAGACAGCAAAUGGUCGAGUGCCCCAGCUGUUGGAAUCCCGCCAUAUUCUAGAAAUCAUCAGACCCCGCACGGGUACCCAUCUAACGAAGCACCAUCGGACAGAAACACAAUGGGUUCUACUGGCACACAAGCAGGUGCUCUCCCAGCUUCAAUGGGUCUCUCUUCUCGAUUUCGCAGUGAACCCAUGGAACAGGCUGCGAAUAUUCUUGCUUCCCGUCCAAUCGAAACUACAGAUCCGUCACAUACUACUUCUCAAGUGCAGCUCCACGGAGCCCGUCCAAUUCCGAAACCAGACACAAAUGCAAACCCUGCGAUACCGUAUGGUCCGAGAACCACAGAAGAAUCAAGAUAUUCGGGUGUGAAGGAAAAUGAGAAUAUUCCCUCCGCCAACAAUCGAUCCCCCCCACGGACCGGAUCGGAUAAGCUCUCACAGCUUUCCGGAACGCCUCCUCGGGACAAAAUGGCUCAGGAACCGUUUCAUUCUACGGAAGCAAAACACAAAUCAGCAAGCAUGACCCCUGUUUCUGCCCCAUCUACGUUUACGAGCUCGAACGAAUUCAGCAUGGAACGCAAAGAAGGGCGAUCCGACUCCCACCUAAGUCACCCAGGGAACAGAACUUCUCGACCACAACUCCUCAAUCCUAUACAGGAUGGCCAAAUGGGGCCGAAGUUGAAUGCUGCUAAGCCCGACUCUCCGGUUGAUGAGGAAAUGCUUCCUCGCCUUCCCCCGCUUCCCCCCGCCCAAGGGGAACAGCGCAACAUGAGUGCGGGAAUGGACACCAACAGACCCCUCUUCAGGGACGGACAUGCGCAGCGCAUACCUUUGGUAACUGCACAGCCAGCGCCGACGCGAAGUGAUGCCCAGCACACUAAUGCAAUGAAUAGACCCGAGGCGAAAGGUGACAAAGGAAGCGCUUUCGGACCGCAUGGCCCGCCAAUUUCCCGUGCCGAAGACACGGGCCGCGAUGGUCCCUCGACUAUUCCGAGCACAACGAUGGGCGGCAGUGCGGACCGCAAAUACGACAACCCGCCGGCCUCACAGUCGGAUAUGUACAGCAGACAGGCAGCUUCACCAUCUCUCAGGCGUGUCACUGAGAACGCACCUUUGAGUGGAAGUUCUCGCGCGAUGCCCAUCAGCUCCAUGAUGAUCCCAAGCGAGACGAGAAGAGUUGUGAACGGCGGGGUCGGUCAAAUGUCAUCACCACUUCAUUCAGCUCAUAAAGCGCCUGACACGCUCUCUUCACCGAGUCCAGUUCGCAGGGACGCGUACGCCCCACAGUCAAACGGCAACGAGAAAGUUGUGAAGACCGGUUCUCCCGGGCCCCUACGAAGCAAUCAACCAAGCACUUCCGCUCACCUCCCAGCCCCUCAUCAAGCUGGGCCAGAAGGAGCACCACUUCCCCGACAUUCAUCAGGUCUCACAAAAUUCCCGAGAGGCAAUGGCUCUAGCGGAAAGCAAUCUGAAGGUUAUUCAUAUAUGCAGGCUAGGGAAAAGACGGAAACCCACCAUCAACUGCCUCGCGUUCCGUCCACAGGCAUUCGGUCUAGUUUACAACUUGCUAACAACGGGGGGAUCCCAACUUUGAAGAAGCCGAGACUGCAGCCGUUCGGGAGCGAUCAGGGGCAGAGGGAGAAAUCUCCUAGCGCUUUCGAAGGGCGAGACGGAAAGGGCGCUCACGGGCAUUCGGUUCGCAAUCCUUUCGGAUCUGGUAUAUCUGCGUCUUUUUCAAAGAGUUUAUCGCGUAGUGGUCCUUCAGGGCCAAUUGGUGUGGUUUCGAUGAAUGGAUCAGGUGCGGCAGCCGACAUGGCGACGGGACCGAGCACUUCUGGAAGCAUGAGAUCGCCGGGCAAGAGAGAUGAUCGAGCAGUUCGAAGUAGUUCUCGAGAGGAUAUUCCUGGACUGGGCAAGCGCAACGCGACCGUUUACGAAAACGGCAGCGUCGGGACGGGGAAAAGUGACUCAUAUGGAAAGUUUAUAUCAAAGCCGAGCGUAUUCGGACCUUCACCCGAAAUGAAAUUGCGUUCACCAGAGAGGGCGCAGCAACCACCCCACUUCAAAGGAACAACACCGCCUUACCGACCAGGGAUGGACGGUAGAGGCUUUGCUGACAGCAACGCGGAGGUGAGCAGACCUAAGAUUCACCACACAGCAACAGAGUCGAAUGGUGGUAACCGAUUCAACGGAGGUGAUUUGUAGCGCGGCAUUCGAGGUUUUUGAUUCAGGAUAGGUUUCGUUCUCGUCUUUGAUAUUUCAGGCAAAGAUAAUAGAUUCAGCAAAUACUUGUAACUGUUAGGUUUGAGAAUAGCGGCGCUGUAUUGGUUUCCCAAAAGUGGUCAGCUUCAGGAGAAUUUUUCGCGGCUCUCUAGCUAAUAGUGGCCUACGCGCUUUCAUAGAUAUUCCCAAUGUCGGCUUUCUCCGAAGGGAUUGCGCGCAUCUCGCGCAGUAGUUUGAUUUUGUGUAACAGUUCUGAACUUGUGCGAAAGAAGUAAAUACGCAAAGCUUGCUGCAA
Molecule: messenger RNA, 4486 nt
Organism: Chondrus crispus (carragheen)
Lineage: Eukaryota; Rhodophyta; Florideophyceae; Gigartinales; Gigartinaceae
Product: TPR repeat-containing protein
Exons: 2
Coding region: 1-4173 (1390 amino acids)
Biological process (GO): regulation of gene expression
Molecular function (GO): protein binding; RNA polymerase II cis-regulatory region sequence-specific DNA binding; chromatin DNA binding
Source: RefSeq, a predicted model, not a curated record